AUGGAGCGAGCACCAUACCGUCUACCAAAGGCUUGUGCACCAGGAUUCUUCGGUGAUUUUUGUGAGGAUCCUUGUCCCCCUGGAACGUUCGGGGAAUAUUGUGGUGGACAAUGUGCUUCUGUGUGCAGCUUUGAAGAAUGUGAUCCCGUGAGAGGCUGUGUCCUCAAAAAGAAAGAUGUUACUGUCACAAACAUUGAAUCACGAGCGACGAUAUUUAAUAUCUCAGUAAAUACCACACAACUUUUUUUCUCUGGUUUUACAAUUGCACUGAAUACAAAUUUUAGCAGCACAACUGCAUCAGCUACUAUGUCUGUCAAACAUGUUCCAAGCGCUUCAAAGGGACAGCUGAAUACGUAUUUACUGAUCUUCAUGGGGAUAGUUAUAGUCUUACUCUUCAUAGUUGUAGUAAUUCAAUUACGUUCAAAAUCUAGACGAGGAAGAAUGUCAAGCCAGAAAUCUACAGGUUAUGGAGAUAUAAAUAAUCACAGAGAUGUCGAAGGUGAUUAUCAGAGUAAUGAACCUGAAUAUCAAGAAAUCGACCAGUACUUGGGAAUACUUAAUGUUUCCGAUGAAAUAAACAAGAAGUCUACAAAUAAGAUAUUGGAACCAUUACCAGAUAUGAAGGAUUGUUACUUAUCCCCAAUUUCAGGAAAGGAAAAGUCAGACACAAAAACGAAAGAUGAAAACCACAAAUUAUUCCCAAAGGCGGAAAACCUAGAAAAAUUAUCUGUAAGAGAGCCUUUAAGCAAACUCAAAGUGGAGGAGAAUGUAACAUUUGAACAAAAACAUUCAUGCACAGAUUUUGAAGAUCAUACUAGUGACGAAUGUUAUGGGGACCCCUGCUCUUCCGUCUCUUCAGAUGAAAACGUCUCACUUAAUAGUGCAAUGAUUAAAAAAGAAGUGGAUGGAGGAAAUAAUGACUCUUAUCUUCACGUGGUGUUUAAAUAAUGAUAAAAAAUAUCAACAAUUAUAAAUAUAAAUUGAUCUUAACAUUUUGUCUGCACUUGUAAUGAUAU
Messenger RNA from Saccostrea cuccullata (small rock oyster), 1016 nucleotides. RefSeq lists its product as uncharacterized. The record is from RefSeq and is a predicted model, not a curated record. Bases 1 to 948 code for a protein of 315 amino acids. The transcript is spliced from 3 exons. NCBI's taxonomy places the organism in Eukaryota, Metazoa, Mollusca, Bivalvia, Ostreida, Ostreidae.